Messenger RNA from Triticum aestivum (bread wheat), 4119 nucleotides. RefSeq lists its product as uncharacterized. The coding region runs from base 1319 to 2335 and encodes 338 amino acids. Lineage: Eukaryota; Viridiplantae; Streptophyta; Magnoliopsida; Poales; Poaceae. The record is from RefSeq and is a predicted model, not a curated record. The transcript is spliced from 9 exons.
CCCAACAUCCCUACCGAAAGCCGCUCAACCCACCGAAAGACCCGUCAAAAAAAAAAAAGCCGCUCAACCCUAAGAUCGGGGCGCUCGUGAGGAGGUGACCUUCCCUCCCGACGACGGAUACAGCGGCGGCUAGCGGAUUCGCACGCGCGUUCCUCUUCCUAUUCAAGUUGUGGAGGUAUUAUUUUCUCAUAGGCGUCUCCUCCGCUCGUUUGUACUAGCGUGGUCUGGAGAUCUAUCCCGGCUUGGAUUAAGCUGUUUUGUUCGACGCGAAACCCUAACUGAUUGUAUUGCUUGGAAAUGUUUGUGGUGGCCUUCUAUUAAGCUGUAAGCAAUCCAAUCCAAGCACUUUAUCGCAGUUUUUUUUCUGUGUGUUGGAGUACGAGUAUAACAGUUUAAUUUCCUAAAAAAUGUUAUGGAUUCCACUGAACUCCAUACGCGUUAGAUCUGCAACUACUACUAUCUGAUUUAUACGUUAUAGUGUUGUUUGCGAUAAAUGUUUACUCCCUGCAUCGCUAUUUACAUGCCGGGCUCUUUUUUUGUGAUUUAACUUUGGCCAAUAGUAUAUGCGUUAUGUGUCAUAAAAACUAUAUCAUUGAAAUCUUUUUAUGAUUGCGAAUUUGUUGAUAUUGUUUUUUUAAUGUAAGGGCUAAGUGGUGAAACCCAGCUCACGAACACACACAGAGAGAGAUGAACACGAGGAUUUUGCGCAGCGCACAACUUAUGCUACUUUUCGUUUUUCCCUUCCUUAUUUGUAGCUGCUUACAGGCUAACUGAAAACCACAAAAUCAGGACAUGACUAAGCCUACUGAUCGUGCCAUCCCACGAUCGCUGAGCCACUCCCUCGAGGAUGCCGUGCCUCAUGCGUUAUCUCCACGCCAUCCCACGGAUACACGAUCACCAGCCUACAAACUAACUGGAUCAGCUCGACGACUAUCUCAACUAGCUGACCGAUUAUUCUGCUGAAGCAAAACUAAUCCUAAACAGUUAACUGACAGAGAACUAGCCGUUGUCGACAACAGCCUGAAAUGCUACAGUUAACUGACGAAACUGUCGUCAGGCUUAAGCUUCAACAUUUAACACAUAACCCAUGUUUAGUUGGUCAAAUUGAUGGUCAAAUCUGAAUUUUCAAAUGCGUGCACACCACCUAAAUUAGAACGGUGGAAGUGCACGAUAGUUUGAACUACAUUAGGUCAAUAUACUGUCCAUGAGAGAACGGAGUGUGUAAUGGAUUCGUCAACGAUAUACCCUAUUAGUUCUGAUUAGUUGGUAUUUGGAUUUGGAUGACUGGGUUUUGUUCCAUCUAUUCAAGGUUUGAAAGAUGCCAAGAGACAAGCGCAGGCCGAGAGGCUUGAAUGAAGUACAAUAUGCCACCAAGAGAGUACUUAGGUCAAGUAGUAUCUCCAAAGUGGAAUCUGUCAAUUCUACGGAAACUGGUGAAUGUGCCGGAGAUACAGUGCAACGCACAACUGGAAGUUCCAUUGCAUUGUCAGAUGGUAAAACUAAGAUCAGUGAUAAUUUGGCGGCUGUCAAUGCUAGUAAAACUGAUGAACGUCACUUGAGUGAAGAUCUCAUUUCACAAGCUGCUGCUUCAAACUUCAAACCAACUGUUGUAUCUCUUGCUUCAUUCGAAGGAGAUACCAUGCUGGUUGAAUGCACAGGUGUAUGCAUCGAAUGCCCAGAUCCUAAUAGUGCAAGGUUUCUGACUUCAUUAAGCUUGUGUACAUCAUCAGAUGGUAGAAGGAUGGCCAGUGAUAAUUUCAGGAUUGAAGUAAGCUUCCCAAAUGGAGUUCUUGAUGGGCAGUUAGUGUAUUAUGAUUCAUAUUAUGGUAUUGCUGUUGUCAGCACCCAGCAUGUGCCUGUCUGUGAAGGAGAUCACAGGCUAGUGCUUAAUCAUGAUGAAGCACUUAAGUCUAGCAGUGAGGUAGUAGCGUUAUGGUGCUCUUCCAGUUCAGAAAAAUUAAUGGCCAAAAGUGGGCAAUUGAUUGGCCCUCUAGAUGGUACAGUCCACAAGCUUAUGUUCAGCACAUGUAAAAUCACUACGGCUGGGAUUGGAGGCCCCCUCAUUGAUAUAGAUGGGAAUUUUGUUGGCAUGAACUAUUAUAGUCAAAUGGGGGACUGCUCCCAAAAAGUGAUUACUCCCUGCCUUCCAAGGAAUUUAAUUCUAAAAUGCAUGGAGCAUUCUGGGAUACUCAGGCUUGAAACCAAGCAAGAGGGCGAUGGUACAAUAGGAAGUAGCACGGGCACGAGGGAGAUAUGUAAAUCUUCUACACAUGGUAACUUCUAUCAGGAGGGUUUCUUCACGAUGAACCCAGCCAAUGUGCCCCCACAUGGAUGAAAUGUAGCUCUUCAGACUCUUUCGCUACAGGUGAGGAUGAGGACACGCCAAAGAUGGAGAGCCUACACGUGGCCCCGCAGACAACCGGAUUGAUCUAAUUGGGGUCAGAUGAUUGGAUUGCUUUAGUUGUGUCCUAACCUGGACGAUUGCCGGAUGCUGCAACCCACUAGGAUGGCCCAAGUAGAAACCCAAAUGGUGGUGGCUCACGUGCAAGCCCAUGCUUUGCUGAAGCUACGAGAGAAAGUCCACGUGGCAUGGUUGUGGGUUCAGUCCCAUCAUUUACAGUGUUAAGUUUGGGGAAAUGAUUGGAGCGGGAGCUCCACAAUGCAGCUCAGCUGAUCCCAAUGCUGCUAGAGGUCAUGCCUCAGAUGCCGACAACACUAUUCCCUGCUGCACCCAACCUCAUUAAACCCACCUCCGCGUCAACCAAUUGUAUUUGUGCCUUAGCUGCAGCUAUCUGUGGAGAAAAUUCCUUAAAUGACACUGUUUUAAAUGUUGUUUCCCUAUUUGACACCGAAAAACUUUUUCUUCCCUAUCCGACACUGUGUCUAAAAUUUAUGCCUUUUAUGACACUUUUAUCCAUUUGGAGCCUUAACGAUGUUAAAUGACACCUGAAAAGACCUAUUUACCCCUUAUGUGAUAUGUGAUUAAAAUUGUUAUGUGGUAGUUUAGCUUCAUUAUACGACUCUGUCUGGAUGUAGUUUUGCUUCAGUACUUCCAUAUAAAGACGUCGGCGGCGCAUAAUAAAUUGCACGCGAGGACAUGAUGCGGACAUGUUAGAGGGCACAGAUCUCAUGCAGCUCGCGGCGUGGCGCGCAGCGAGCGGCAUGGGGCCAGCAAAAUUGUAGCAGGCAAGGUGCGUGGUUCAGCUGUGCGGAGGCAUACGGCGGCUGAGGGCAGCGCGUUUGGCAACGGCAGGGCGCACGGGUUAGCAGGGUGGCCGGUGUACAUCAAUACUAGUACAUGGCACAGUACAUACUCGAUCGAUAGUAUACACAAGUCAGUACGAUAAAUAUUGUAGUCAGUGCUUGUACUUUUUUGUGUGAAAAAACCAGUUCCUGUACACGAUCGAUAGUAGUAUACAACAAGUCAGUAAGUUAAUAGAGUUGAGAUUGAACGAAAGAAAAUAAACAGGACCGACAAGAUCAUGUGCCCAUCACCCACCUCGUGUGUUCGUGUUGUGGCCAUCAGCCAGCCAGCGGGAGAUCGGCUGCUUAGCUAGCUUCGUCUAGUACGUAUAGCUUGGAAAAUACUCUGAGCUAGCCUCGUACGUGUGCCGGCGACUUGUGUAAUUGUGUGCUUGCCUCUAGGCCAAUCAAGGCCAACUCUCAGGGUGCAGAAUAAGUUAUUUUGCACCCAGGGUUUUCUAUAUUCAGAAUUUACAUUUGGUAUACAAAUAUUUACGCUUGUAUUGACUCAUGACACACAGAUGGGCAUGGAGUGCAGUAUAUGAGUCAUAGAAACAUAAAACAGAAAAAAUAUGCCUGUAUGUAUAUUUUAUAUUUGUAAUUUCACUACACAACAAUUUUUUCUUACGUUCUUCUUGACUAACAUCGUAAGUUAAAAAUUUACAUGACGUGCAAAUCGGGGAGGGGGGGGGGGGCAUCAGGGAGCCGAAAGCACAUGUAUUUAGCUAAUUGGAAUUAUUUUUUGAGUAGUCACCAUAUUUGAAGGCUUCCUAGUGUUCAUUAUCUGCUGACUCUUCAGCAGAUAUGCUACGAGUUUAGUUCUUGAUAGCAAUUUAUCAUCUUAGUACUGGGAUGCUCACUAAUUGCUUUUUGUUG